Nanorana parkeri is the source of this 6956-nucleotide messenger RNA. RefSeq names its product autophagy related 2A (gene ATG2A). The transcript is spliced from 41 exons. The record is from RefSeq and is a predicted model, not a curated record. NCBI's taxonomy places the organism in Eukaryota, Metazoa, Chordata, Amphibia, Anura, Dicroglossidae. Gene Ontology annotation, biological process: piecemeal microautophagy of the nucleus; reticulophagy; autophagy of mitochondrion. Gene Ontology annotation, cellular component: extrinsic component of membrane; phagophore assembly site. Gene Ontology annotation, molecular function: phosphatidylinositol-3-phosphate binding. The coding region runs from base 107 to 5914 and encodes 1935 amino acids.
GUGACAGAUAGCCCCCAUCACUCACUAGGUUAUGAGGUGAGAGUGGCUCCCUUGUCCCUUCCCCAAUCUCUCCCACCCUAUCCCCUGCCCCAGCUCUCUUCCCAGCAUGUCUCGCUGGCUUUUUCCAUGGUCCAGCUCCAUCAAGACGCGGGCCUGCAGGUACCUUCUACAGCAUUACCUGGGCCACUACCUGGAGGAGAGGCUGAGCCUGGAGCAACUGAGCCUGGACCUCUACAAUGGAAGCGGACGUCUCACCGAUAUACAUCUAGAUAUCUGGUCUGUGAAUGAACUCCUGGACUCAGCAGGGGCCCCACUGGAGAUUAUUGAUGGAUUCAUCGGCAGUAUCUCCGUUACAAUCCCAUGGUCGGCCCUUGUCACCGAAAACUGUACUUUGGAAGUAUCUCAACUGCAGGUUACUUGUCGUCCAAAAUACCGAGCUGCUUCUGGUGGACCAGAGUCUCACAGCUGGUCCUCAUGUAUGACCACCAGCAUGCAGCUGGCCCAGGAGUGUCUGAAAGAACAAGCAGAGGAGCCAUCUGAACCAUCGCAGCCUAUUGAAGGACUGGAGAUGUUUGCACAAACCAUAGAGACAGUGCUGCGGAGGAUUAAGGUGACCUUUUUAGAUACUAUUAUCAGGAUUGAGAAUAUGCCAGUAGACUCUGACACAGGAACAGCUCUUGAAAUACACAUCAAAAGGCUAGAUUAUUGUGAUGAGGCAGUUAGAGAUUCGGGCCCUAGUUUCCCUGUGGAUGUCCAUCAGCCUCCAGCAUUCAUCCAGAAGAUUCUACAGCUCAGUGGUGUGUCCCUUCACUAUGAAGAUGGACCUACACAACCUACACCGCCCAGCUCUCCCACUCUCCAAAUAGGCAGCUGCUCUGGCUGCACAGAACUUAUCAUCAAAUUAAAGCAGAACGAUAUGUUUCCUGGACCAAAGCUCGAUAUUGAUGGGAAACUUGGGUCUCUGCAUUUGUUCCUGAAUCCAAGCCAGAUAGCUAACUUGCAGCAAUUAUUGGAUGCCUUGAGUCUUUCAGAAUCAAGCAGUAUUAGGGAAAAGCUGCUGAAAAGUCGUCCUUUGGACAUGGAGGAUUUAAAGCUGAUUGAGCAAGACUUGAACCAGCAGCUGCAGUCAGGGCCUGGAUCUUUCUUCAUUCCAGACCCUGAGCUUGUGCCCUUCCAGACAUUAGAGAAUGGAGAUAUGUUUUUUUCAAUGGCUGCAUUGACAAAUAGUGUUACUUCUAUCCGGUCUACAACGGAAUUGUCAGAUGUGGACCUUGAUUCCUCCGUCUAUAGUGAUCACAGUGGUCAUUCUUUUCAAAGUCCAGCCUUUACUCCUGGGGUGAGGAUAGUACCAUCUCCUCUGGAGCCUCUAAAAUCAGAGAUGCUUCUAAAGUUGACAGUGGGUGGCCUUACCAUAACUGUGCCCCACAUUCCUAGCAAUGCCAGUUCUGCGGGGGACCCGAACAGUCAAGAAGCAGCCAGUAAUUUUUUUAAGGAACUGGGGUACUUCAAAGAUGCUGCUUUUAGUGGACGAGACUUUGGGCAUCUUCGUGAGCAUUUCCAAAGAGCUUGUCAGUUGAGCAAUGUCAGGACUACAGCAUUAACAGUCCAGAUAGUGUGUGAGCAGAGGUCUGGUAAAGGUAUACAGCACAGUACUGUGGACCUCAGUUGUGGAAUGCUGGAGAUUUUGGAAUGCCUUUGGCCAAGUCAUCCUUCCAAGAAGAAAACAAAUCCUGAGUAUACAGAGCUUAUGAGGUUCCAUAGUCCAGCUUCCUCCUCUCGGCCUUGUGCCCAGUUGCACUACAAGCGGAUUUACAGGACACCAUCUAGAAGCAUUCGUAAGAAACAACCAAUUAAAGUUAAUGCGGAAAUCAGAGUGGAACUGGAAGACUUUCAGUCUGAUCUGGACCUAGGUCUCAUAGACCGUUUGGGAUCCCUCUUUCAGCAAGGAGCCACAAAAAAUACAAGCUCUCCUGGCCAAUUCGACAUGCACUUGACUGAUGUUGCCUCAACUCCUGAUCAGGACACAGAGAUCCAUGUGAUUGCCUCCAAAGCACACAUUCAUCUCCAGUUCCCAGUACCAGACUUAGGGCCUGUCUCUGAGCGACGUCCUUGGACAGAAAAAGCAGUGAGGAAAGAACGUCUUGAGAUGGAAGUGACUGACAUGGAGAUUAAAACACAGAGUAGAAAUGGUACAGAAGAGCCUAGCAAAAUAGAGAUUACAUUCAGUGAUUUACAUGGUGUGUUUACUGAUGGAGAUAAGCUGCGUGUUCCUUGCAUGAAGAUCAGUAAAGGAUUAGACCCCAUGGCCAAAACCGCUGGAAAGAAAUUUGUCUUCCCCAGCAUCUCUGUAACUAUCCGUCCUGAAACCAAAAGCUUUCCAUGGGACGUAGGCCAAGACAAAGUUGAUGACCUUGAUCUUCCAUCUGUGGAAAGUCCUUGUGAAUUGAAACAGCCUGAGCCCUCACCUUUCUCCUCUAAGCGGACAAUGUUUGAAACAGAAGAGAUGGUAAUCCCUGCUGACCCAGAGGAGAUGGCAGACUUCCAGCAAACAACACUGGCAUCCUCCCAAUAUACAGUUGAGGUGACUCUUCCCCGUGCUCACAUAUUCCUUCCCAGCAAAGAUGUGUAUGAAAAUCUAUACAACAGACUGUGUAAUGAUCUUCUGAUGUGGGAACCUUUGACCAUGUUUGACAUCCCCAUGACUGAUUCCCUGUUCCCGAAUGAGACACUUUCCAGAUCUGGGUAUCAGCCAGACACAUUUCGCAUGUGCAAAUCUGCUUUUAGACUGGACUCCGAUUCAGAGGAUGAAGACUCCCAUUUCUACUCAGUGGAUGAAAUAGCCAAGGCUAGGAAAGCCAGUCAUGAGGGUCUCAGCUUCUUUUCUGUUUCUGUCAACAUUUUGCAAGGACGGGUCACGGCUUGGACUGAAGCCAAGAAUGAAGGAACUAAGAAGCUGGAUGGUCAACAUAGUGAGGUAGUUCUGGAUGUAGAAAAUGGGCGUAUCUUCAGUGUCUCCAAACACAAAGGAAAAAUGGAUCUCAGCUAUCUAUGUAUUGAGUCUGACACCGUAUCCCUUUUUCAUAAAGCUAUUGUAGAGGACUACUUACCACCAAGUAGUUUGGAAAUACCCACUUUUGUACCGCCUGCAAACCUGAACCCUACGAUCUAUAUCUCAGAAGAGGGUGUUUCUGCACAGUUAUCAUCAACCAGAAAAGAAAAAAACUUAAAGAUGCUCUCUCUGGCUGUCCGUAUCGAUCUAAACCUUGUGAAAAACGUCAAGGAGUUCUUGGUAGCUCUGAGGCUAGAUGGUGCUACUUUACGUCACUAUAUGGCAUUGCCAGGCCAAAGCUGGUAUAGUCAAAUUAUGGACUUGCUAGAUGUAGUUGAUGAACCCAUCUUGGGAUACACUCCUCCGGCUGUUAUCACCAUACUGCACACCCAUCUCUUCAGCUGCGCUGUGGACUACAGACCUCUCUACCUCCCUGUCAGAGUUUUGCUCACAGCAGAAACAUUCACUCUUUCCAGUAACAUUGUAGUGGAUACAGCUACUUUCCUACUCAGGUUUAUUUUAGAUGACUCUGCUCUUCAUCUGUCAGACAAAUGUGAAGCUGAUGUGACUGAUUUAAAGAGAGAUUAUGUCUGUGUCUUGGAUGUUGAUCUCCUGGAGUUGGUCAUCACAACAUGGAAGGGGAACGCCUUGUCUAAAUUGACUCAGCCUCUCUUUGAACUGCGCUGCUCCAACAACGUGCUUCACAUUCACACCUGUGCAGAUUCCUGUGCUAUGCUUGUUAACCUUAUCCAGUAUGUGAUGAACAAUGGGGACCUGCACUGCCCCCCCAUACCUGAGCCACCGACUGAGAUUGCAGGACAGAAAUUGCAGCCUCCAGAAGGUCCAUCUUCACUACCUCCAUGUUUGCCUGCCGAGACUGCUCAAAUCAACCAGGGAGACUUAACUGAUGCUCUUAUAGAUACAGGAAGGAGUAGCAGAGAGCACUCAGAAUCCGGUAUGUUACAACCAGAUGCAUCCCCAGUGUCUGUAUACCUCUUCCCUGAGGAAGCAACAUUAGGAAACAGAAAUGAGACCACCACCCCAUCUCCUCCACCCCCUGAUUCACGGGUUUCACAGGAAAGUCUUGCAAGUUCAGACACAAGUGGAGAUAGUGAGUUGACAGACACUGAUGAUUUCUGUAUCCUUGAUGCACCUGGGAUCGGAGUGCCGCCUAAAGAUGGAGAGCCGGUGGUAAGAAAGUUAGUGGACAGCCCCAUUUUGGUAAAGGAUGGACAUUUUUCUAGACCUAUUGGCAGCACUGACUUGCUGAAACCUCCAGCGAACUUCCCUGUGCCAGAAACCCGUAUAGUUCUGAGAGAGAUCUCUGUGGUGUGGCACUUGUAUGGGGGAAAGGAUUUUGGCAGCAGUCGACCCAACUCUGCCAGGGCACACAUGCCAAAUGCCCGUGGUUCCCCUUCCCGAUCUUCUGUUACCAACCGUCCUCAGAACACAUGGAGGACCCAGGGAGGAAGUGGCAGGGUCCAUGACAUAUUAAUGGAGAUCCAGCUGACCAAAGUGAGUUUCCAGCAUGAAUCAUACUCUGCUCCCUCCAGCCAAGGGACAGAGAAGCUCCAAGCAGGUGAGGGGGCAGAAUCCCCCCUUGCACGUCAAGUGUUUAUAGUCCAGGAGUUGGAGAUUAGAGAUAGACUGGCUUCAUCCCACAUCAACAAGUUUCUGUACUUGUACACCAGUGAAAAAAUGCCUCGGAGGGCGCACUCCAACAUGCUCACCAUUAAAGCCCUCCACGUACAUCCUGAGGCUGGCUUGGGCGGACCUGAGUGUUGCCUUCGAAUGUCCUUAAUGCCCCUUCGCCUGAACAUUGAUCAGGAUGCUGUCUUUUUCCUGAAAGACUUCUUUACCAGUUUGGCCUCUGGUAUUCAACCGGUGGUUCCCAUGGAUCUAGGUUCAGAUGCUUCACGUUCAGACAGCCAUAACAAGCAAAGUGCCUCAGAGUGUGAAUCAGGACUGGAAAACUCAUUGGAUUCAAAUGAGGAGGACACAUCAUCUGUGAGCUCAACAUCUGAUCAACCCAUUUAUUUCAGAGAAUUUCGCUUCACCUCAGAGGUACCAAUAUGGCUAGACUAUCAAGGCAAGCAUGUAACCACAGAACAAGUGGGUACAUUUGCUGGAAUAUUAAUAGGACUGGCCCAAUUAAACUGUUCUGAACUAAAGCUCAAGAGGCUGUACUGCAGACACGGACUGCUCGGAGCAGAAAAGGUUUUCUCUUAUGCUCUCAAUGAGUGGCUGACUGACAUCCGAAAGAACCAGCUGCCGGGAAUUCUGGGAGGAGUGGGACCUAUGCAUUCAGUUGUACAGCUGUUCCAUGGGGUUCGUGAUCUUUUCUGGCUACCUAUUGAACAAUACAGGAAGGAUGGACGUAUUAUCCGUGGCUUACAGAGGGGGGCAGCAUCUUUUGGGACCUCUACUGCUUCUGCAGCACUAGAACUCAGCAACCGGCUAGUGCAAGCUAUACAGGCCACAGCAGAGACUGUUUAUGAUAUCCUGUCUCCGACACCCCCCAUGUCACGCUGCUACCUUGAUUCUAAACAGUCUCGCAGAGUGAGAAGAGGGCAGCAGCCAGCGGAUCUCAGGGAAGGUGUGGCAAAGGCCUAUGAUACUGUACGGGAGGGUGUCAUUGACACAGCACAGACUAUACGUGACGUAGCAUCUCGUGGUCAUGAGCAGAAGGGCCUGACCGGUGCCGUAGGCGGCGUCCUUCGGCAGAUCCCACCCACUGUGGUGAAGCCAUUUAUAGUGGCCACUGAAGCUACAUCUAAUCUCCUAGGGGGCAUGCGAAACCAGAUUCGGCCUGAUGCUCACAAAGAGGAUUCAUUUAAGUGGAGAGCAGAUGAAGGGCAGGAUUGAAGACUGAACAAUCUUGCCUCUCCAUGCCUUCUACUCUCUGCCCUUCAAAGUGCCAAAGGAAAGCUGCAAUAUGUGACGUUGCCUGGAAUAUGCUGGGUCUGUGAAUCACACUGUAUGCCACUGCAUGAACAUACAGUAUAACAGCUUGGGCAUUGAAAGUCCCUACCCAAAUACUUGAUUCUAAACCAUAUGCCUUUUUGUGUCUCUUUUUUUUUUCUUUAAAUUUCUCCACCCUUUGUAAUCUUCCUAACAAUUGAAGAUAAGCUCAGCUUUUCUGUUGAUCUUCUGAUCAUGCAGUGACUUCAGUAGAUAAUAAGCACUUUCCAUCGCAGUUGUGGCCUUGAUGCGCUGACCCGUCUUCUCUGAACUAAGCUGAAACCUAUUUUACAAGAGAAUCUAAUCUCGCUCUGUUUAAUAAUGAAGAAACAGCACAACAAAAGACUCUCUGCCCCAAGGAAGGAAGGACUCUGAGCACAGGUCUUAUAGGCCUUGAUCCAUCACAGAAUGUGGCUUUUAUAAUCCUAUCUCUUCCCUUAAUGCUUUCUUCUGAUUGAGGCCAUAUAAUUAUAAAUAAUAUAUAUAUAUAUAUAUAUGUAUAAAUAAACCAUGUAAAGAAUUCCCAGUGACAUGCACAGAAGGCUGCUGAAACCUCUGCCUUAGUGUGUAUUUGUAUGAAGACAAUGGGUCAUUGGAUACAGUUUUAUUUUGCAGAGAGUGAAAUGUUCAAACUGCGUGAAAGAAAAGCUGCUUUUCUCACAUUGUGUUCAUGAUGCAUCAUUGUUCAUAUAUACAACAUAUAUAAUGGUCCUUUCAUGUGCACAGUGAUAUUUAAAGUCUUUAUGAGUUUUUAUAGGCUUGUAGAAGUGUUGUCUUGCUUUAUGUUUGACUGAAAGUGAACACUAUAGCAGACUCUGUCUGCCCCCUCGCACUGCUUAAUAUGGGUCUCUAUAUGUCAGCAUAAUGCCACUGUCAUCAGAGGAGACCCAGGCAGUCAUCCCACUACUACAGAAGAUUGGAGACCCUGCAGUUCUUUCCUCUUGUG